GGAAGCGCCCGCCGGGCCCGGUUACCGUGACAGCGGCGCGGGGUUUCGAGGCGGGGGAGGGGGAGGAAAGGUCGGAGGCGCCAUGGAGGCCGCGGCGGCGCUUACCGACAUGUACGACCAAGCGCUGCUCGGCAUCCUGCAGCACGUCGGCAACGUGGAGGAGUUCCUGCGCGUCCUCUUCGGCUUCCUCUACCGCAAGACCGAUUUCUACCGUCUCCUGCUGCGGCCCGGCGACCGCCUGGGCUUCCCGCCCGGUGCCGCCCAGGCCAUGGCCCUCCAGGCAUUCAAAGUCUUUGAGCGGAUGGCCCGGCAGGAUGACGAGAAGAGACGCCGGGAACUGGAGGCGAAGCUGAGGAAGAAGGAGGAGGAAGAGGAGGCCGCCGCAGCGGCGGAGAGGGUGAAAGCGUCCCCUGUGGCUCAGGAGAUCGAGAUGGAGUCGACGGCGGAGUGCGUGCCCGUGCCGGAUGCCGAGGGAGCUGCGAGGCCUCGGGAGGCGGUGACAGCCCAGGACGCAGCCCCGGCAGCACCCAGCUCUUCGCCGGCAGAGGCACCGCAGGCUGCCGCCCCAGCAGAGCCCCGGCCAGCAGAACUGCCCACGAGACAGGAGCAGUUCCAGACGAAUCCCGACAGCUACAACGGAGCCGUGCGAGAGAAUUACGCCUGGUCCCAAGACUACAGCGACCUGGAGAUUAAAGUGCCGGUGCCCAAGCACAUCGUAAAAGGCAAACAGGUGGCUGUGGAUAUCAGCAGCGGCACGAUUCGCGUGGCGGUGCUGGAGGGCGGCAGCCAGCGCGUCCUCAUGGAAGGCAAGCUCACGCACAAGAUCAACACGGAGAGUUCCCUCUGGAGCCUGGAGCCGGGCAAGUGCGUUUUGAUCAACCUGAGCAAGGGCGACGAGUACUGGUGGAACGCUGUCCUGGAGGGCGAGGAGCAGAUCGACAUCGACAAGAUCAACAAGGAGCGCUCCAUGGCCACGGUGGACGAGGAGGAGCACGCCGUGCUUGACCGCCUCACCUUCGACUACCACCAGAAGCUGCAGGGCAAGCCACAGAGCCACGAGCUGAAGGUCCACGAGAUGCUCAAGAAGGGCUGGGACACCGAGGGCUCCCCUUUCCGCGGCCAGAAGUUCGACCCCACCAUGUUCAACAUCUCCCCCGGCGCUGUGCAGUUUUGACACCGGCGCCAAAAAAAAAAAGAAAAAGAAAAAGAAAAAAAAGGAAAAAAAAAAAAAAAAAGAAGGAAAAAAAAGAAAAGGAAAGAAAAAAACGGGAGGGAUUAAAAAGAAAAGAAAAAACAACAAAAAAGAAGAACCUCCCCCCACCCCGGUGGCCUCCUUCGCCCCCGUCCCUGCGGGGUGACGGGGAAGGGGGGGGGAGGAGAAACGGGGCGAAGAUGUCGUUGGGGGGGCGGGAUGGGGGUUUUUUUGGUGGUUUUUUCCCCCCCCCUUAAACGUCCCGUCGCCAAGGCAACCGCGGGACCCUUCUCCUCGGUUUCAGCUCCGGCUUGUUUUGCGGGAAUAGACGGAGCGAGCCUGGGCGAGGA
Molecule: messenger RNA, 1542 nt
Organism: Rhea pennata
Lineage: Eukaryota; Metazoa; Chordata; Aves; Rheiformes; Rheidae
Gene: NUDCD3
Product: NudC domain containing 3
Exons: 6
Coding region: 83-1174 (363 amino acids)
Biological process (GO): protein folding
Cellular component (GO): cytoplasm
Source: RefSeq, a predicted model, not a curated record